UAUCAAUCAAACAACAAAUCAUAUACAAGCAAUUAUGGUCACAAAAACAAAAACAAUGUCUCUAUCAUUGACACUCCUCCUCUUCAUCCUUGUUUCUACCGUCUCCGUGACCUCAACACUAGAAAACCUUUCACCGGCAGCUGAAAACAAAGGAUAUUGGUGUGUAGCGAAUAAAAAAGCAACAGAUGAGCAGCUACAAGCGAAUAUAGAUUGGUGUUGCAGCUACGAAGGAGGAUUCCGUGAUUGUACACAGAUCAAUCCCGGUGGAGUUUGCUAUGAACCAAAUACUCUACGAGACCACGCGUCGUACGUAAUGAACUUAUAUUACCAGAACCUUGGUAGAACCAAAGACCAAUGCACUUUCAACGGUUCUGGCUCUGAAGUUACUAAAGACCCAAGCCAUGACGCGUGUAUUUUCAUAUCUUAUGAUUAAUGUAUGUGUGGUAGAUUUUUAAGCCGAAUCUCCAAAUAAGUUGAAAAUGCUAUAUAUUGAUCAAAUAUCUCUAAUCUCUGUAUAAGUUUAUAUGUAACUAUAUAUUGGAGUAUAUUCUCAACUUAUAGAACAUCUUCAUAUU
Molecule: messenger RNA, 575 nt
Organism: Arabidopsis thaliana (thale cress)
Lineage: Eukaryota; Viridiplantae; Streptophyta; Magnoliopsida; Brassicales; Brassicaceae
Product: Carbohydrate-binding X8 domain superfamily protein
Exons: 1
Coding region: 35-433 (132 amino acids)
Cellular component (GO): membrane; plasma membrane
Source: RefSeq, marked reviewed